This is a messenger RNA of Meloidogyne enterolobii, 321 nucleotides long. Lineage: Eukaryota; Metazoa; Nematoda; Chromadorea; Rhabditida; Meloidogynidae. The record is from the annotation of a GenBank genome assembly.
AUGAACUUGGCAAAAUUUGCUAUUUUUUUAUUUUUUAUUUGCAUAUUAUCCGACUUAUCGGAAUGCAUGAAUGAACAUAGACAAGGAGAAGAACCAUCUGAACGAAAAGUGAAACGAUUGAAACGAAUAAAUGAAGAAAUUGCAGAAUUUAAAAGAGAUGAAGAAUUUUAUAAGGAAGAGGUCCGUAAAACAAAGGAAAAAUAUGAAAAGGCUUGUCAAAACUUAAAUAAGACUAGAAAAGCUAUAGAAGGUACAUGUUAUUCAGUAAAUGUGCAAUUUAAUGCGCAUACUUCAUUACUUUCAUUGCAUUUUUGGCGUUAG